AUGCCUAGCUCUGCGAAGGUGGUACAGUUGAAUCAGAUACAUGACCAACUCAUCACAAGCAGCCUGCCGCUCCACAAACUCUUUCCCUUCUACGUCGAGUCCGGCAACAUCGAUUAUGCGAGAAUCGCGUUCGAUCGAGCUCGAGUGCUCUUCAAAUUCGACCGGAAUGCGAUGCUUCUGGCGUAUUCCAAGAACGUGUUACCAGAGCGAGCUCUGCUUCUUUUCCGCGAGAUGCUGGCUGUCGGUGACCGCGAUGCCGGGCCAGACAAGUGCUCGUUCACGUUCUUUAUUGCUGCUUGCUCGCGGUUGGAUCGAUCCUGCAAUUGCCAUUCAAUGGUGGUUCAAAAGGGAUUUGAGCGCGAUACGUUUGUGAAGAAUUCGCUUGUCAGUAUGUGCAUAUCUUUUGGGGCGAUGGUAGAUGCGAGGAAACUGUUUGUUGAAAUGACUGAACCAGGAGACGUGGUAACUGCCAUGGAAGGAUCUGCUUUCAUGGACGAGCAUGAUCGUGGGGCUAGCAUUGCAUGGUCUGAGAGUGAAGCAGUCGCUCGGUUUCUGAACAUGUUGGAUAAUGGCAUCAAGCCGGAUCGUAUCACACUCAAUGGAGUUCUAAAUGCCUGCAGUCAUUCAGGUCUCUUGUCCAGCAUGUAUGCAUCAUGCAACUGCUGGGAUGGGCUUGCCAGAGUCGGGGGCAGCGUGUGCAAACAAAGGAUUCAGUUGGUUCUUGGAUGGAGUUCUAUAGAAGUGAAAGGUGUCAUUCAUGAAUUUGUUGCCGGUAAUCGAACCCAUCUUAGAGCUGCAGAUAUUUAUCAGAAGCUGGACGAAAUAUUUAACAGGCUUCAAACAAUGGGUUAUAGUCCCUGUACAUUGCAAAUUUCGUUGGACUUGAGUGAGGAAGAUAAAGAGCAAGCAAUGUAUUGGCACAGUGAGAAACUAGCAGUUGCGUUUGGAUUGUUGAGCACUGAAGAUGGAUUUCCAUUAGAGUUGUUAAGAAUCUUUGAAUUUGUGAAGAUUGUCACUCUGCUAUGA
Molecule: messenger RNA, 1026 nt
Organism: Nymphaea colorata (pocket water lily)
Lineage: Eukaryota; Viridiplantae; Streptophyta; Magnoliopsida; Nymphaeales; Nymphaeaceae
Product: pentatricopeptide repeat-containing protein At2g22070-like
Exons: 4
Coding region: 1-1026 (341 amino acids)
Biological process (GO): RNA modification
Molecular function (GO): zinc ion binding; RNA binding; protein binding
Source: RefSeq, a predicted model, not a curated record